Messenger RNA from Mugil cephalus (flathead mullet), 1791 nucleotides. RefSeq names its product zinc-binding protein A33-like. Lineage: Eukaryota; Metazoa; Chordata; Actinopteri; Mugiliformes; Mugilidae. The record is from RefSeq and is a predicted model, not a curated record. The transcript is spliced from 2 exons. The coding region runs from base 111 to 1400 and encodes 429 amino acids. Gene Ontology annotation, molecular function: protein binding.
UUGUCAGAGCGACGGCAGAGCUACAGUCCAGACAAAUCUCUGUGUUUCUAUCUAAAGAAAAUUCAUCUGAGUUAAUCUGUUCUUUUUCAACAUCUGACUCAAAUACUGACAUGUCUGCUGCCAGCUGUCUACUAUUUGAAGAUCAGGUUCGAUGUUCCAUCUGUCUGGAUGUGUUCACUGAUCCAGUCUCUACAUCAUGUGGACACAACUUCUGCAAACACUGCAUCACUCAACACUGGGAUACUACUGAUAUAUACAAAUGUCCCCUGUGUAAUAAAGUGUUUGAGACAAGACCUGAACUUAAUAUCAACACUUUCAUCCGUGAGAUGGUUGCUCAGUUCAAACAUGAAGCUCAACACAGAAUGAAGACAGAAGAUAAAAUUCAGCAGAUGAUCCAGAAGAGACGACUAAAGAUUGAGGAGAUGAAAGAGUCAGUGAAGAUGAGUAAAGAUGCUGCAGACAGAGAGAAAGCAGAAGGUGUUCAGGUCUUCACUGCUCUGAAGGAGUCUGUUGAGAGAGGACUGGACCAGCUCAUAAAGGAGAUCGAAGACAAACAGAAAACAACAGAGAAACAGGCUGAAGGUUUCAUCAAAGAUCUUGAACAGGAAGUCUCUGAGCUGAUGAAGAGGAGCUCUGAGGUAAAGCAGCUCUCACACUCACCCCACCACCACCCCCACCUCCUCCAAAGCUUCUCCUCCCUGAAAGCUGCUCCACCUACCAAGGACUGGACAGAGGUCAGCGUCCGUCCACCAUCAUAUGAGGGGACUGUGGUGAGAGCUGUGACGCAGUUGGAGGAGACACUCAGUAAAGAAAAGAAGAAAGCUGAGCUGAAGAGGGUCCAGCAGUAUGCAGUGGAUGUGACUCUAGAUCCUGAUACAGCACAUCCUGAACUCAUUCUGUCUGAUGAUAGAAAACAAGUUCACUGUGGUGACGUGAGGAAGAAUCUUCCAGACAACCCAGAGAGAUUUUCUCAUUGUCACAAUGUUUUAGGAAAGAAGAGUUUCUCUUCAGGCAGAGUUUACUUUGAAGUUCAUGUUAAAGGAAAGACUGACUGGACUGUAGGAGUGGCCAGAGAGUCAAUUAACAGGAAGGGAAAAGUCACUCUGAGUCCUGAGAAUGGUUUGUGGACUAUAUGGUUGAGAAAUAGAAAUGAGUACAAAGCUCUUUCUGGUCCUCCAGUGUGUCUCUCUCUUGGUUCUUGUCUUGAGAAGGUGGGGGUGUUUGUGGAUUAUGAGGAGGGUCUGGUCUCCUUUCAUGAUGUAGAUACUGCAGCUCUUAUCUACUCCUUUACUGGCUGCUACUUCACUGACAAACUUUACCCAUACUUCAAUCCUUGUUUGAAUGAUGGAGGUAAAAACUCUGCACCUCUGAUCAUCUGCCCUGUCAAUCAAACUAUCUGAUACGUUUAAUGAUGCUUUGAGAUCAAUGAAUGAACAUAUUGAUCUUCACCCUUUAUUCACACUCAUACAUAUAUAACGUACAUAUAUAACGAUAUCAGUGGAUUACAGAGAUACGGGACAAACUGAUGAUGAUGACGAUAUUUCAUUGUGAAUUAAUGUCAUUAAUGUUCUCAUUCCUUCUUUCUUCAGUUCAUCAGUUUAGAUUUAAUGGUUGUUGGACCUUUUACUUGUUUUAAUGUUUUUACUCUGUUGAUUCAUGAAACUCUUGUGUGGAAUUUGUGAUAAUUGUAAAACGAGCGUCAAUUAAAGUCCUAGAACUGUGAACUAGAUCGUGUCUGUGUCAUGAGGAGAGUUUGUUGAAGACAAGAAUCUCAAACUCCUCAACAGGAGU